AUGCCAGCGCGGUACAAGGGUAAAUCUGGGUUUGUCGAACGUGCUGGAGGUGGCGGCAAAUGCGGGUCACUACCGCCCUGCCAGGACCUGCAAAGAGGCGGGAAAGGGAGGCGGGGCUCGGGCGUGACCCCCGAGCAGGUGACACACGUGGUGGUCACCCACGGCCACUCGGACCACGCCGGCAACCUCAACCUGUUCCCGCGAGCCACGCUGCUGGUGGGCUUCGACCUGAGCCGGGGCCGGGGGCUUUACCUGCCGCAGGGGCUGGCCAGCGGAGCCCCCCUGGAGCUGCACCCCGGCCACCUCCGGGUGAUCCCCACGCCCGGUCACACCCGGGCUCACGUGGCCCUGCUGGCCCUGGGCACGCGGCUGGGGACGGUGGCGGUGGCCGGGGACACCUUCGAGCGCAGGGGGGACGCGGAGGAGUGGGGGGCGCUGAGCGAGGACCCCCGGCGGCAGCGGCGCAGCCGGGGCAGGGUGGUGGCCCUGGCCAAUGUCAUCGUGCCCGGGCACGGGGAGCCCUUCAGGGUGGUCAAGGAGUGGGGGGACGGGGGGAGCGAGGAGGAGGAGGAGGAG
Pseudopodoces humilis (Tibetan ground-tit) is the source of this 576-nucleotide messenger RNA. The record is from RefSeq and is a predicted model, not a curated record. NCBI's taxonomy places the organism in Eukaryota, Metazoa, Chordata, Aves, Passeriformes, Paridae.